Striga asiatica is the source of this 1750-nucleotide messenger RNA. The record is from the annotation of a GenBank genome assembly. Lineage: Eukaryota; Viridiplantae; Streptophyta; Magnoliopsida; Lamiales; Orobanchaceae.
GUUUGUCCAAAUCUGAUGAACAAACAGACUAGAAAAGAUCCAAAAUAUUACACAAUAAAAUCAGAUAACGUAAAUAAUCAAUCAAAAUUGAGCUCGGUUCAUCUGUUUAUUGUCCAGCUACAAUGUAAAUAAUCAAUCAUCUGUUUCUAGUCUAGUUACAUUCUUUCCUUCUUCUUUUUCUUUUGGGAGAAAAAAAGAAGAGAGAUAAAAAUCGAAUCUUGUAAAUACACACACAAGCUACGUAUAUAUCUGUCGAUUGGCACACCACGCAAAAAACAAAGAGAACACAGAAAUCUAGCAGAGCUUUUCUGAUCUUGUUGCAAUCUCUCAUCUUUUUCCUCUUAUCUUCUCUCCACAUACAGAUACAAAUAGCACAAAGGCAGUUGUGUUUUAGAUGCAAAUUGCUCUGUAUGUUCAGACCCUUCAUUUUCUUGUUCCAAGAUUGCAUUUUUCCAGGAUGUUUCAGUGUGAAAUCUUGUUCCAAUUGUGAAAUCAAAAGUUGGAAUUUUACAACAUAUUUUGGAUAGGAAAGAAGGGGAAAAAUUAGAAGUUUGACUGUUUGAGGGUGUUUGAUUUUGUCUGCCAUGGGGAAUAAAUUGGGGAAGUGGAGGCAGGUGGUGGAUGAGAAGUACACUAAGCCUCAGGGGUUGUACCAUCACAAGGAUGUGGAUCACAAAAAGCUCAGAAAGUUGAUUCUUGACUCGAAGCUGGCACCUUGUUACCCUGGUGAUGAUGAGUGUGGAUUUGAACUCGAGGAGUGUCCCAUUUGCUUCUUGUAUUAUCCAAGUCUGAAUCGGUCAAGAUGUUGCUUGAAAGGCAUUUGUACUGAUGAAGACUCCCAAUUCUACUCGGCCGACACAAAAAGAUGUCCUUUCUGCAAAACAUCAAAUUAUGCUGUGGAGUAUCGAGGUGUUAAGACGAAAGAGGAGAAAGGCAUGGAGCAACUUGAAGAACAGCGAGUUAUAGAAGCCAAAAUAAGGAUUAGACGGCAAGAAAUUCACGAUGAAGAAGAAAGAAUGCUGAAACAAAAAGACCAUUGCUCGACUCGAGAAAUGUCUUUUGCAUCUGCCAUUGAGAGUGAAGAUAUUGUUUCCUCCCAUGAAGGCAUGGCAAAUAGGCCAUCUCCACGCCAAAGGCAGAAUAGACAGGACGAUUUUGACCUUGAUCUCGAGGAUAUAAUGGUUAUGGAAGCUAUAUGGCUCUCUAUUCAGGAAAACGGGAGGCGCCAGCUGGUUCCACCUUUCCGCGACUCAAUCCAAUCCGAACAAUGCAUAGCAGGUAAUCGCACCCAGUCAUCAUCAUCAUCAUCACCUUCCGGUGGACUCGCAUGCGCAAUAGCAGCCCUCGCCGAGCGCCAGCAGGCUACCAUCGAGACCCCCAACAACCACAACACCACCAACCGAGAAGCGGAGGAUUACUACCCUGCAGAGAGCGGCAUCGUGGUGGUGUCUCCUGGCCGCCACCUGGCGAUGGCUGCAGGUGAUGACGUGGACUACUGGAUGGGCCGCAGCCGGUCAGAGAUGGCGGAGGUGGGGACGAGCUACGGAGGCUCGGACGAGUUUGACGAUGUGGAGAGCUCAUCGGGCUUUGGGCCUCAGGAUGAGACCCGGUGUGGGCCCGGGCCCAAGAGCUUCGAGGAGCAGAUGAUGCUGGCAAUGGCUGUCUCGCUGGCUGAGGCCCAAGUGAGGCCCAAUGCACCCGGCGUUUCUUGGCAGUAGCUUCUUGGGCCCAUNAAAAAAAAAAAAAAAAA